AUGACUUUCUACGAUGACAUUUACCCAUUCUACCCUCUACAAAGAACUGCCUUCAUCUUCAGUGGCCGCUUGCUCACCAUUAUUCUGGUUUUCCUUGUACUAGCAGUCAGUCUCCUUCUCAUUCUGCCAGGGAUACGAGGGAAGUCGCGUCUGUUCUGGAUGUUCAGAAUCAUUAUCAGUUUGUUCAUAGGUGCGGUGAUAGUGGCGCUCAACUUUACCAGCGACUGGGCUGAGGCCAGCGUGACCACAAACGCCACCUACAAGUCUUUCAGCAACGCGGUGAUUAACGCUGACAUCGGCUUGCACGUCGGGCUGUACGGCAUCAACGUUACCUUGAAAGGGAAUCCUGUCGUACAGUUCAACGAGACCAUUAACUACAAUGAGGUGUUCAGCUGGCAUGGCACUAUGAAGGAAGAGUAUGAGGACGCCCUGGAGAGAGGUCUACCCAACCCCAUCCUCUACAUCGCUGAGAAAUUCACCCUGACCAGCCCAUGUGGUCUCAUCUUUCAGUACAGAUACUCUGGACGAUACGCUUCUGCAACUCUCUGGACAGCGUUUUGCUGCUGGAUGCUGGCCAACAUCCUCUUCUCCAUGCCGGUCAUUCUGUAUGCGGGCUACAUGAUGAUAGCCACCGCUGCCUUCAUCUUCUUCUCCAUGGCCUCAUUCUCCACCAUCAUGAAUGUGCCUCAGUGUGUUUUCUCUAUAGGAACUGCCUCCUUUGAAACAGAAUACAGCCAUUCAUUCUGGCUGGCUCUGGCUACAGGUGUGCUGUGUACCAUCAUUGGGAUUCUAGUGGUGAUGUUUAACUGUCUGGUACCAGAGAAGAUAAAAGAGGCUUUCAGUGUUGGAGUGGACAGCUAUGACGAUGAUGAUGUUUCUUAUGGAGAGGGCUACAUGAAUUCUGUUUUCAUCGAUGGAGUAACAAUUUCACCGUUGACAACAAAGAUUACAGCGGACCAUAUAUGA
Molecule: messenger RNA, 966 nt
Organism: Stegastes partitus (bicolor damselfish)
Lineage: Eukaryota; Metazoa; Chordata; Actinopteri; Pomacentridae
Gene: duoxa
Product: dual oxidase 2
Exons: 7
Coding region: 1-966 (321 amino acids)
Biological process (GO): protein transport
Cellular component (GO): endoplasmic reticulum membrane
Source: RefSeq, a predicted model, not a curated record